Eimeria necatrix is the source of this 393-nucleotide messenger RNA. RefSeq names its product 40S ribosomal protein S15A, putative. The record is from RefSeq and is a predicted model, not a curated record. Gene Ontology annotation, molecular function: structural constituent of ribosome. NCBI's taxonomy places the organism in Eukaryota, Apicomplexa, Conoidasida, Eucoccidiorida, Eimeriidae. Gene Ontology annotation, cellular component: ribosome; cytosolic small ribosomal subunit. Gene Ontology annotation, biological process: translation. Bases 1 to 393 code for a protein of 130 amino acids. The transcript has 2 exons.
AUGGUGCGCAUGUCCGUUUUAGCCGACUGCCUCAAGACAAUCGUCAACGCGGAAAAGCGAGGACGCCGUCAGGUGCUUAUUCGGCCAUCAAGCAAGGUGGUCGUUAAGUUCCUGCAGUGCAUGCAGAGGCGUGGCUACAUCGGUGAAUUCGAGAUUGUCGAUGACCACCGUUCGAAGAAGAUUGUUGUUGAUCUGCUUGGGCGCAUCAACAAGUGCGGUGUAAUCAGCCCAAGGUACGAUGUGACGGUUGCCAAUAUUGAAAAAUACUGCUCGAACUUGCUGCCAUCGCGUCAGUUUGGCCACUUGGUGCUGACGACUGCUUAUGGCAUUAUGGACCAUGAGGAAGCCCGUAGGAAGCAUACCGGAGGAAAGAUUCUCGGUUUUUUCUUCUGA